CACAUUGUUCUGAGAUCCCAAAACAAGAUGGGUGAUGAUAAAAAUGAUGCAAAAGAUGAUGCCUCUGAAUCUGGAGGGGUUCCUAGUACAGAGCCUAGUGAAAGCUCUUUUUAUGCAACUGAUGAAGAUGAAGAGGCCCAUAUAGAAUUGGGCCCCAAGAUGAGCAUUAGAGAGCAUCUUGAAAAGGAUAAGGAUGAUGAGAGCUUGAGGAGGUGGAAGGAGCAGCUGCUUGGAGGCGUUGAUGUCAAUGAGGUUGCAGAGGUAGUUAAAACUAGAGGUGGCAAAAUGGGUGGGUUGGGUAGGUUUGGGUUAUGGGCUAGGAUGGGUAUGGGUUAG
Helianthus annuus (common sunflower) is the source of this 336-nucleotide messenger RNA. Its product is annotated as rho GDP-dissociation inhibitor 1-like. The coding region runs from base 28 to 336 and encodes 102 amino acids. Gene Ontology annotation, cellular component: membrane; cytosol; cytoplasm. The transcript has 3 exons. Gene Ontology annotation, biological process: Rho protein signal transduction. The record is from RefSeq and is a predicted model, not a curated record. NCBI's taxonomy places the organism in Eukaryota, Viridiplantae, Streptophyta, Magnoliopsida, Asterales, Asteraceae. Gene Ontology annotation, molecular function: protein binding; Rho GDP-dissociation inhibitor activity.